Molecule: messenger RNA, 534 nt
Organism: Trichoderma citrinoviride
Lineage: Eukaryota; Fungi; Ascomycota; Sordariomycetes; Hypocreales; Hypocreaceae
Product: acyl-CoA N-acyltransferase
Exons: 1
Coding region: 1-534 (177 amino acids)
Molecular function (GO): acyltransferase activity, transferring groups other than amino-acyl groups
Source: RefSeq, a predicted model, not a curated record
AUGGAAAUACGACAAGUUACCAAGCUCACCAAGGAGGACAUCUCCGGCCGUGACUUUUCUUUUGAGAUAUCUUCCAAAGUGGCCAAGCCCUACGAGGCCCUCGCCCUUGUUGCGGAGGUCGUCACUACGCCUGUUGAGGUUGUCAAGAAGGACUUUGGGUUCGAUGAAGCCGAGUUUGAGAAUAUCAAAGAGCCGGACGGUGUUCUCUUCGUGGUGGUGGAAGAGGAAAAGGUGUAUGGAUAUGUCCAUGCGACAAAGGCUUGGAACAACAUGGUAGAAAUUCGCUGGAUCGCGCUGGAUGUGACCAUUCGGGGACGGGGCUACGGUAGGGUGCUGUUGGACAGGGUGUUGAUGUGGGCUCGGAAGCUUGGAGUUGCUGGUGUUCGGCUGGAGUCCCAAUCCAACAAUGUUGCGGCGUGCUUGUUCUAUCGACGGUGUGGCUUCAAGUUUGGUGGCUAUGAUGAAUAUCUGUACCGAGGGAUACCGGAAAACAGCCACGAGACGGCCUUCUUUUGGUAUUACAUGCUGGAAUAA